Messenger RNA from Centropristis striata (black sea bass), 7956 nucleotides. It is a transcript of the gene mphosph8, whose product is annotated as M-phase phosphoprotein 8. NCBI's taxonomy places the organism in Eukaryota, Metazoa, Chordata, Actinopteri, Perciformes, Serranidae. Gene Ontology annotation, cellular component: nucleus; cytoplasm. The record is from RefSeq and is a predicted model, not a curated record. Gene Ontology annotation, molecular function: protein binding. The transcript has 9 exons. The coding region runs from base 125 to 5719 and encodes 1864 amino acids.
GUCUGAGCUGCGGAGAAGGAGUGCAGUAACUACGGCCAGGUACGCCAGUGUCCUGCGGCCCUUUUUUGAGUGUUGGAUCCAAAAAACAGCUCAUAUAUUUUUCUUUUAAGCAACCACUGCAGCCAUGGCGGCUGAAGCGGAGAAAGUGGAGCCUGCGGACAGCGAGCAGGAGGAGGAAGUGGAGGAUGUGUACGAAGUGGAGCGGAUCAUUGACAUGAGGAUGGAAGAGGGUGAAGUGCUCUACAGGGUCCGAUGGAAGAAUUACUGCUCGGACGAUGACACUUGGGAGCCAGAAGCCCAUUUAGAGGACUGUCGCGAAGUCCUCUUAGCUUUUAAGAAGUCCAUGGCUGAGAUAAAGGCUAAGAAAGAGGCAGAAGCCAAGAAGACUGUGGUGAGUAAAAUUCUGCCCACAAAGAGUGACGUGUUCGACGCCGACUCUGAGAGUGAGAGCGACAAAGAUCGUCCGGCCGACUUACCCGUAAAGAAGAAGAAAAAGAAAAAGAUCCGGGAGGAAGAUGAGGAACAACCUUCAAAGGAUAAAAAGAAGAAGAAGAAAGACAAGCGGAAGGAUGAUGUCAGGCCUCUACCGGCACCAGAGACGGAUGAUGACGAAGAAGAAGAAGAAGAAGAAGAAACAGAGAGAGUCCCGACUCCGCCCUCUCCUCCCAAGGAGAAAAAGACUGAUACAAAAAAGCGUGUUGUUGACUCUGAUGAUGAGGACGACGAGCCUGUUCCCUCCAAAAAACACAAGAAGGAAAAGGGAAAAGAGGGAGGAAAGCAUAGGAAGGAAAAGGGAGAGGAGGGGAAGAAAAAGAAAGGGAAGAAGGAGAGGAAGGUUGAAACCUCUGAUGACGAAGCCGCUGCCCCUCUGGAAGAUGACCUGAGCGACAGCCCGUCACAGUCUCAAAUGGACGACGCUGCAUCAACGGACACUGUGGCGAAGUCAGCUGAAAAACCACGUUUGGAAGACAAGUUCAAACAAAAGAAGGGGAAGUGGGAAGUAAAGUUGCAGGGCAUUAAGGACCUCAUCCACGACAAAAAGAAUAAAAAGCCAGAGGCCCCUCAGAAAGAAAUCAGCCUCCAAAAACUAAAAAAUCUCACCUCUAAAGUCAAGGAGGACGCAGCUCCGCACUCAGACUCCAGCGACAGCUCCACGCUUCAUAAGAAAGCCAAGAGCAAGGGGCAAGAGAGCAAGGGGCAAGAGAGCAAGGGGCAGGAGAGCAAAGGGCAGGAGAGCAAAGGGCAGGAAAGCACGUCGGCGCCGCCCAAAGUUCCGUCUUCCUCCACAUCCUCGUCAUCCUCAUCGUCCUCUGUCACAGCACCAAGCAGCGCUAAGGUCAGGGAGGAGGAGGUUGUGGCUAAAGAGGAGGCGCUGGGACCGAAGGACACCUCAGGCUCCACUAACCUGUUCGAGAAGUUCCUGUUAAACUGUGAAGCUAAGGACCGCGCCCCCCGCAGGCCACCAGCAGUGCAUCAGGCCCCCCCAGAGAAGGUCACCCCCAAACCUGCAAAGGUAAUAGGAAAGAUUGAGAAGACUGACAAGAUCUCAAAGACAACCAAAGACUCUCCAGCUCAGAAACAAGAGCCUGAGAAGACGGAAAAGACCAAACAAACAGACGUCUCCAAACCUGGCCAGAGUUACGGUUUCAGCCUGGACAGCGAGGAGAGGGAAGCAGAGGAGUCGGCAGCAAAGCAGAAGCCUGGAGAGGAGUCCCGGGAGCGGAAGGAGAGGUCGGAGGAGGCGCAGAGGCCCAGCUGGGAAAGGAAGACCCCGACAGAGGACAGGAGGAAGAGGAGAGAGGACAGUGAGCCCCGACUCUUCAUGGCAUGUGAUGACAAUCAGGACCCACCGGAGGGCGUUGACAAAUCUGACAAGGGCCAAGCCACCUUGAGUUUAGGAAUGGACCUCAACCUGGACUGGAUGACUCUGGACGACUUCCAGAAACAUUUGAACGGGGAGGAUGAGAUCCUGUCAGGUCCGCCGUUAUCACCCAGUGAGCUGCGGGAUGCUGUGAAGAGUGGAGAUUACAUGGCUGUAAAACUGGCGCUCAACUCCAAAGAGGACUACAAUCUGGAUCAAGAGGCUUGUACAAUUGGUGAGACGAGGUCAUUUGAAGGAGAGAGGAGCUUGAUUGAAGAGAGAAGUUCGAGUGAUGCUUUUAGGUUGACUUCUAACCUUGACUGUGCCACAAAUGACGAGGGUACUCCAAGAGUAAAAGAGAAUGUCCCACAAGAUUUGGACGGUCCAAAAGAUGCCGAAAAUAUGCCAAGCUUCCCCGCCAGUAUAAACAAUGAACAAGAGACACUGGGGGAACAUGAAAAGGCCCAAAAAGACGGAAAGGAUAUAUCUGAAUCGGAAAACACUGUUUGUGAUUCAGCUAUCGAGCAGGAAAGUCAAGGAAAACAAGAGCAGGAAGACAAGAUGUCAGAUGAGACGAAUGGUGGUUUAUCAAGUAUAAUGAGUUUGGACUUUGAUAAUUCAAAUCUAACCAGCAAUGCAGAAGGUUUACUGCAAAGAAACGAUGACAAAAUAGAAAAUACAGUAACAAACAUCAGUGACGAACAAAGGUCACCCCAGAAAGCAAAUGAUUCAAGUGAUGAGGCAGGUCAGUCAGAUGAUAAAGAUCAUGGUCUGUCUGAGUUGGGCACAAAGAAGAUUCCUAAAAGGCGAUUACGGCGCUGCAGGAAAACUCUAGAGAGUAAACAACCAAUAAGAUCCAGUUUAAGGACCUGUAAGAAAGUGCUUGAAACAACAUCUGGCAAAGUGGAAGAGGAGAAAAAAGAGGCAUGCAAAAAACACUUCUGUUUAUAUUGCAAAAUGGCUUUUACCCAACUUGCAAAGCACUUGGAAAAAAGGCAUGCAGACGAAACAGAUGUUGCACAUGCGAUACACUUUCCCAAAGGUUCCAAAGUCAGACAGUCUUUGCUUGACCAAAUUCGCAAUAAAGGAGAUUAUGAACACAAUUGUCAAGUCCUCAAAAGUGGCGAGGGGGAAAUUGUGACCAAGAAACAGGUGAAAAACCCCAGCGUAUCUGUUCGUGACUUCCUGCCUUGCCAGCACUGCUUUGCUUUUUAUCGUAAAACUGAUUUAUGGAGACAUGAACGGUCAUGUAAGGCCAGAAAGGGAGAUCUGAAAUCCUCUGAAACAGCAAAAAGAAGCACAGUCCACAGUGCUGCCUCCCGGCUACUUCCAAUGUCAGAGUUCUUAACUGGAGGCUGCGAGGAAAUCAUCCACAUCAUGCAUCAAGAUGAUGUAUCAAGGCAUAUCAGAAAUGACCCACUUAUCUGUAAAUAUGGCAAUGCCUUAUCUGCAAAGUAUGAACAUGACAAGUCCCAGUUUGCUUAUAUUGCACAAAAGAUGAGGGAAUUGGGUAGAUUUGUGGUCGCUGUAAAUGAGCUGGACAAGAGCGUGAAGUACUUGCAUGAAAUAUGUCAACCAUCCAGAUUUGAAUUAGCCGUUGAAGGGGCCAAAAGAGCUAGUGGUUUUGACCCCAGUUCCAGUAAGUUUAAAACUGCUUCCCUUGUCUCAAAGAUUGGUUACUCUUUAAAACGAGCGGCAGAAAUAGCUUUUGGAGAAAGUCGCAUGACAGAAGACAGUGAAACUGAAAGCGAAGUGAAAAAAUUCAUCCAACUUCUUGAUACAAAAUGGAGUGACUGUUUUUCUCGCAAAGCGCUCGCAUUAUCUCUAAAACAAGAAGUCAAAAAAGUGGAAGUAGACAAAUCAACUGUGACAGAAGAUCUGAUAAAGCUCCACAGGUUUAUUACGGGGGAAGAAGAGGAAGCCAGGAAGGAACUGAAAGAAAGCCCUAAUAUGUCAACAUGGAAGAAGCUCAGCGAGGCCACUCUGGCAGAUGUGUGUCUGUUUAACAGAGGAAGGGUAGGAAAUAUUGGCAGAAUGCUCUUGAAAACUUAUACUUGCAAAAAGAGUAGGGGAACCUUUAUUCCAUCUGCAGAUCAAAUAAGGAGAAGCACAAAAUUGGAGCUGGACCUCGGUGCCAGUUUCACCAGAUUGGAACUAGAGGGUCAGUAUGGGAGGAACAUGCUAGUUCUGCUAACCGAAAAGAUGGUUUUGUCAAUUGACUUACUCAUUGAAAAUCGGGAACAAGCGGGAGUGUCAAAAACCAACCCAUACUUGUUUGCACGAACUGAAGGUCCAUCCUUCAUCAGAGGAUUGGAUUGUUUCCGAAGGUCCGCAAUGGAAUGUGGAGUUAAAAACCCAGAAGCACUUCUGUCCUCAUCGUUACGAGAGCAAAUUGCCAGCUGCUGGCAGCUAAUGAGCCUCAGUGAGCCUGAACUGGAUCAAGUGGCCAAGCUGUUGGGAUGCAGCAGCCAGGAGUGUUAUGGGCUUUCGAAGAAUGCAUCACAGCUGGAGGAAGUGAGCAAACAACUUCUCAGGAUGGAUCGAACGCUGCCAUCAAGUCCACCCAGCACUGCAAAAGAUGGAGCUGCACAGAAGCCUUCUUUAAAGAGAAGACCUUGGAGUGAGAGGGAACAGGCUGCAGUGAAGAGUUACUUGAGCGAAUUUAUUGCAGGGAUGAAGGUUCCGGGCAAGAAAGAGUGCAAUGCUUGCAUAGCUGCUGAACCAGAUCUUUGUGGAAGAUCUUGGACGGAUGUCAAAAACUAUGUGCACAAUACACUGCAGACAGUAAGGAGGAGAAGUAACCAGCAUAAAUCUGAAGGGAAUGUAAAUAAGAGUCCAAAGAGUCCGAAAGCUGGAGACCAAAACGCAGAGAAAGCUUUAGAAGACUCUAGCACAGUCUGUAGUUUGACGACAGUGCAUCCAGAUCACCUGACAGAAAGUCCGAAUUGUUGUAUGACAAUGGCUUCAACCAACUACGAGAUGACUUCAACGUACGCGUCCUUGUGUUCCACUAGUGCAAACAUGAUCAUGAAUUCAAGUCCACCGUUGAUUUCUACGUUCACACCGUUGAAUGCUACUGAUACACAAGUGGUUCCUACAUUUACUCCACACAACACAACAAAUGCUCUGAUGCCUCCUCCGUACACAUCAGAGAAUAACUUAAUUAUGCCAUUGUCUCCUACUUAUACACAGAAUGCAACAAGUAUGCCCCCAUCUUCUGUGUAUGCACCACAGGACACUACGGGUUCACCAUUGAUUCCUAGUUUUAGCACCCUUACUCCUCCAAGCACCUCAAUGAUUCCUACAUUCACGCCAUUGAAUACAAGCUCACCAAUGGUCCCUCCAUUCUCGCCACUAAACGACAGAAGUAGGCCUAUCGUUUCUUCGUUCACACCUCUGAAUACACCAGUUUACCCCACAGGCCCGCCACCGCCUAGGGCGCUCACAACUGCACAGGUUGUUCCAACAAUCCAUAGACCCAGCGUUCCUGACAGAACGCCAGUUGCACAAGAAAGUAUGUCCGCCGCAGGAAGACAAGUCGCUUCGGCUGCCAAGGCUCAAAAGAGAAGCAAGCGGUUGUGGAGCGAGGAGGAGCAGGCUGCGGUGAGGCGCCAGCUCGGAGACUUCUGUAAACUGGUCAAAGUGCCAGGCAAAAAAGAUUGUGAUGCAUGUUUAGCUGCUGAGCCUGCCUUGAACAGCAGAACGUGGAGGGAAGUCAAGUACUUUGUGCAUAACUCAAUUCAGUCAAUGAAAAGAAGAGGGCAUGUUGUCGCCUCCAAACAAAGUGGAGUACAGGAACCAGAGACUCAUAAUAAUCCCAACACUGAUUGGGAUGGUCCUGUUUAUCUCUCCCUGUAGAUAUUUGUUAUAGACUUCCACACAAAAAAACAGCAAGAGAUAAGUGAGAUUUUAGAGGUGUGCAAGGGCUGUGGCUCUAACCUCAAAGUAUAUGGGGCUGAAGAAUUCAGCAGAUGUGAAUUGUUGUAAAAUGUACUGUCAGUGAACCUUGGUCUCAGUAGCCAUACUGAUCUCCACAAGAAUUACAGACUGCCCUGCCAUUUUUUUGUCACACUUUUAAAAAAAAAAAAAAAAGGUUCCUCAAGUAUUCAGAAGUCCAAUGGACCAAGCUAUUGGUGUACUGUUGCAUGAAUAUACACUAAAUGGAUGGAACUAAGGAUGUUUGUACUGUAGCUUUGAUUCAGAAAAAAGGCUGAUAUAAAUGUUUUAUAUGGUUAGAUGGCAUAUAAACAUGUGUCACAGUCAAAUAUGUAACAUUGUCAAUUUGUCAGAUCAUCACAGGUUAUUUCUAGAAAAGUGUUAUACUUUAGAUGUGUGAUCAUGUAACUGUGAAUAUCAUUUUGCCUGGAUUUGCAACAUGCCAUCAGUUAUUGGCUGUUGCAAGACGCUUUCACAAUCUCAAAAUAUUCAAGAAAAUGUUGAAAGCAAUGUCUGAAUUGUUUGGGACUCCCCAGCCACCGUGACCAGGGCAUUUCCCACCCUGCACUGAGUUAAAGCAGCCUCAGUGACCGUACAUUUACAGAGGGAUUUUUACUUGUCUUUACUUAACACUUAAUAUUUCUGCCUGUACUGGUUUCAGUAGCAUUUUUAUGGAUUUUAAAAUUCAAAAAAGAAAUGGAAAGAAAAACCUACCAGCAAAUCUUUGCAUCCAGUCCCUCCAACAUGAUGUGUGUGUAGACUUGCUUUACAUGAUUCCCACAUGCCUGGCCCAAGUUUUCUGUAUUCUUGCUUUAGCCAGUAGCCGAUAUUGUAGAUGGCCCCUGAUAGCCUGCAGCAGUAAUGGCAUACCUUCCUUGCUGAUGUUAGAGAAUUAGGUGCUCCAUGUGUAUACCUCUCACUUAAAUAUGAAAAACUUUUUUUUCCCUUUAUCUUCAUUUAUAUAUUUUUUUCUUUUUUUUUCAUGUGUAUUUACAAGCUGCUGAAAGGUUUGGUUGUAUUUUUGUAUCACUAUACAGCAACUGUGUAGAACAUUUGAGUACUUUAUUGUAUUUUGAUAUACUCUAAUUUGACGUAAAUACACUACAUUGGUCUCAUUUGUAUUGCUUUGUUUUAAACUUUUAUUAUCUUGUGACAUUAAUAUCCAGUUGCCAAGAUCAGAUUGCCUUUUCAUGUUAUUUUGCUUGACUACAUUUUAUUUUCCCUAAUCAUGUUGAUCACAUCUAAUGCACAGCAUAGUAAGUGCAGUUUUUGGUUUUAACCUCUGCUACAAAAUGUAGUGAUCAAUGACAUUUUUAAAUGUCAAGCAGUUGAUAUAGAUUGGUGAAAUUAAUUGUGUCCAAUUCGUUUCAUUCACUUUUGGUUUAUUAAAUUCAGAUCGUCCCGAGUUAAUCGCCACCUUGAUCUGAGAAUUGCACAUUUUAUUGUAAGCUAAACUUUUAUUUGUUUCUUUUAUAUACAAACCUUGUUGAAGGUUUGAAACAGGAUAUUGAACACCGGUUCAACCUGCAUUUCACACGUCACAUCUCAGUUUUAAAUGUGGUCACUCCAGUGUUUAUUUUACACUGGAUUUUCAAUAAUGGUAUCUGCUGUUUGUUUGGACACGUGAAAAAAAUCAUGUAGUCCGGAUUCAUUUUCACAAUAUUCUUUGUGAUUUAAAGGAGCUGGAGUUAUGGUUAAGAGAUCCAGAUAGCACCACUGCUGUCAAAUAAUUUGUUUUACACUCAGUAGCAGCUGUAGUGAAGCUGUUUGGAGCCACCAGUGUUGUCCCUUUCAUACCAAAGCCAUUAGUGUCAGACAUGCAUAAACCCAUUCACACCAAUCACAAACAGGUUUCCUGCGUGUUGCUCCCUUUUGAAAGGGGUAUAUCUGUUGUGUUUGAAAAAUUAUCAUGAUAAGGGUCUACAGAUGGUAUAUUAUCGUCAGACACUACCAUUGCUGUUUGGUGUUGCAAAGCAACAUCUCUUCUUCCCUGUAUAGUACAUUUCUUUCUUUUAUUGCUAUUGUAUUAGCACACACUGCGUGUUACUCUUCAUCCUGUUGUAAUUAUGUUGCCUUCGGUUAAUGCUACUUAUCAAGUAUUGUAAGGAACUUAUAACUUCAGCUUGUACAAUAAAAUGCUUCUUGGCUUAAAAUUGGAA